Molecule: messenger RNA, 1608 nt
Organism: Orycteropus afer afer
Lineage: Eukaryota; Metazoa; Chordata; Mammalia; Tubulidentata; Orycteropodidae
Gene: CFAP52
Product: cilia and flagella associated protein 52
Exons: 12
Coding region: 1-1608 (535 amino acids)
Biological process (GO): cilium assembly
Molecular function (GO): protein binding
Source: RefSeq, a predicted model, not a curated record
AUGGAUACCCAAACUUCGCCCGAGGCUGACGUGGCCGAGCUGGAGCUUGAGGCGGUGAUCGGCUUCAAUGGCCAUGUACCUGGUGGUCUGAAAUGCCAUCCUGACCAGGAGCAUCUGAUUUACCCUUUGGGUUGCACAGUCCUCAUUCAAUCAAUAAAUACUAAUGAACAGAAUUUCCUACAUGGCCACGGUAACAAUGUCUCCUGUGUGACCAUCUCCAAGAGUGGAGUUUACAUUGCCUCCGGACAAGUCACCUUCAUGGGCUUUAAGGCAGAUAUCAUUUUGUGGGAUUAUAAGAAAAGGGAGCUGCUUGCUCGGCUGUCGCUUCACAAGGGCAAAAUCGAAGCUCUGGCCUUUUCACCAAAUGAUUUGUAUUUGGUGUCACUGGGAGGCCCAGAUGACGGAAGCGUGGUGGUAUGGAGCAUAGCCGAGAGAGAUGCCAUCUGCGGCAGCCCCGCAGCCGGCCUUAAUGUCGGGAACGCCACCACUGUGAUCUUCUCCCGAUGCCAGGAUGAGAUGUUUGUCACUGCGGGAAAUGGGACAAUUCGAGUAUGGGAACUGGAUCUCCCAAACAGAAAAAUCUGGCCAACUGAGUGUCAAACAGGACAGAUGAAAAGAAUAGUGAUGAGCACUACAAUGUCCGACGAUGAUAGCUUUUUCUACCUGGGCACCACAACUGGAGACAUUCUAAAGAUGAACCCUAAGACUAAACUGCUAACAGACACUGGCCCCUUGAAGGACAAAUUCAGUCUGGGGGUGUCAGCUGUGAAAUCCCUGAAGAUGGGGGGUCUAUUGUUGGGCUCAGGAGCUGGAUUGCUGGUCUUCUGUAAAAGUCCCAGCUACAAAAUUAUCAAGAAAAUUCAGUUGCAAGGUGGCAUCACUUCCAUCGCACUCCGAGGUGAAGGACACCAGUUUUUUGUAGGCACAGAACAAUCACACAUUUACCGUGUCAACUUCACAGAUUUCAAAGAGACGCUCAUUGCUACUUGUCACUUUGAAGCUGUCCAGGACAUUGUCUUUCCCUUUGGCACUGCUGAGCUAUUUGCUACCUGUGCCAAGAAGGACAUCAGAGUGUGGCACACAUUGUCCAACAGGGAGCUGCUGCGGAUCACCGUGCCCAACAUGACCUGCCAUGGCAUUGAUUUCAUGAGAGAUGGGAAAAGCAUCAUUUCAGCGUGGGAUGAUGGUAAAAUCCGAGCCUUCGCCCCAGAGACAGGCCGACUGAUGUAUGUCAUUGACAGUGCUCACAGGAUCGGCGUGACUGCCAUUGCAACCACCAGUGACUGUAAAAGGGUCAUCAGCGGCGGUGGGGAAGGGGAGAUCGCUUACUGGGAAGUAUUUGAUGGGUCCGUCAUCAGAGAGUUGGAAGGUUCCCUGUCCGGGUCUAUAAAUGGCAUGGAUAUCACCGUGGAAGGAGUGCACUUUGUUACAGGUGGAAAUGACCAUCUAGUCAAAGUCUGGGAUUAUAAUGAAGGUGAAGUAACUCAUGUUGGAGUGGGACACAGCGGCCACAUCACUCGAAUCCGGAUCAGUCCAGGCAAUCAAUACAUUGUCAGUGUGAGUGCCGAUGGAGCCAUUUUGAGAUGGAAGUACCCCUAUACCUCAUGA